This is a messenger RNA of Penicillium malachiteum, 795 nucleotides long. RefSeq lists its product as uncharacterized. Lineage: Eukaryota; Fungi; Ascomycota; Eurotiomycetes; Eurotiales; Aspergillaceae. The record is from RefSeq and is a predicted model, not a curated record. The transcript has a single exon. The coding region runs from base 1 to 795 and encodes 264 amino acids.
AUGACCACCAAACCCACAUCCACAGAAAAGAAAAAAACAACAUCUAAAACCACCACUAUAAAGGAAUCUGAUCCUACAAGCAAAGCCCAAUUUACCUAUGAAACGAAGUCUACUUCAAGUUACAACGCAGAAUCCACGACAACCAAAACCACAACUACACAGAAAGCAGAAACUACAAGUGAAUCCACAAGUGAAUCCACGUCUACACACAAGACUGAAUCCACAAGUGAAACCAAAUCUCAAUCAACAUCCAAAGAGCCUUCAAAAGCAUCUGCAACGACAACAACUACAAGCCAUACCAAGACCUCAGACGACUCUGUAACCGCUCACAAAACCACGUCCACAACCAAACCCCUGACAACACUGAUAACCGAGUCCAUAACAAGCGUCGGACUGUCGACCUUAACAAAUACAGCCACAUGGGCAAUAAGUAUCUACCAAGACUGGAAUUGUAGAGGAGAGUACGGUCGCUUCGUGCUUCACGGCAACGUGUUAGCAAAUUCGAAAUGCCUUGUCCUGCAUGGUGGCCUCAGCGAGGUAAUCUCAGGAACUGAUGCAUCCUGCGAAUAUUAUGCGGAUCCUGACGCGGCCGCAGAGGUCUGCGACUUAGGUACAGAAUGGGGAGUUGCAUCGUGGGAGUUAGAAGGAGCUGAUUGUGAUGUAUAUUCAUCAACCUGUGUAUCAGGUGCUGAUGUUGUUCCGUUGACGACGCCCACUACCACCUGUAGUGACCUAACAUGGGGUGAUCCUCACCUUUGGAUGACAUGGGGUGCGUUCCAAUGCACCUUAAAUUGA